Molecule: messenger RNA, 2388 nt
Organism: Scheffersomyces coipomensis
Lineage: Eukaryota; Fungi; Ascomycota; Pichiomycetes; Serinales; Debaryomycetaceae
Product: Zn(II)2Cys6 transcription factor domain-containing protein
Exons: 1
Coding region: 1-2388 (795 amino acids)
Biological process (GO): regulation of DNA-templated transcription
Molecular function (GO): DNA-binding transcription factor activity, RNA polymerase II-specific; zinc ion binding
Source: RefSeq, a predicted model, not a curated record
AUGGAAUACCAAGAUGACUACUUAACACCCACAGAUCCAAAUGUGUUGGCUUCAGGAUAUGGAGGUAACGAUGGAACAACUGUUUCAGAUAGUACCAACGGCGAUGUUCAUUCAUCGAUGGACUUAACUCCAUCAACUUCUUCUGUAAUUAGCAGGAAUGAUAAUCUUGUUAAACAAAGUAGUCCGAAUACUGUAAAUGAAGUACCUAUUAAGAAGAACAAGAAAGCCUGCGACCGAUGUCGAGAUAAAAAAACAAAAUGUGAGAUGAUAGGAAAAAGUUGUACCAAAUGUAAGGAUCAGCAAUGCCUCUUUACAACAGAACACAGACAGCCGGGCAAUAGGAAAAGAAAUAGAGAAAUUCUUAACGAUUCAAAAUUUAAACCAUCCUUAGAAAUUCUCAAAACUCAUAUUGAAUUAAUUAAGAAAUCAACUAUAAGAACUUUGGUUCAACCGUUAACUGUUAAAUCUAUACUACCUAUUGAAAAUAGUAUUUCUUUUACUGAUAAAAUAUUUGAAAAUUUAGCAAAUGAUAUGGAAAGAAAACUAGAAGAUGUAAUCAAAAAGCAUGAAGUAGAUAUAUUAAUUUUAUCUAGGGUAUUAGUCAUUAUUUCACUUAAUUUACUUGUUACUGUUAAUCUAAUUAAAUUACAAAAGGUAAAGUUACCAGCCGAUAUUAAUUUAGAAAAAAGUAGUGGCGAACUUGAAGACUUUAAUUUUUGGUGUCUUGAUGGGUGUACUACAAUAUUGCUGAAAUAUGGAAUGGUUCAAUCCAAAACCGUAAGUGAGAUUCAAUCCAAUGAUGACCAUCCAGUUUUAAGCAACGUUGAUUACAAUUUCGCAUUAGGCGCUUUGCAUCUUUGCAUGUAUUUUCAUAGUUUCGAUCCAAACAAUAAAAUCGAACGAAAUGGAAAUGUAUUACGAUUUGGCCAUCGAGAAAAUAAUAAACUAAUUCGGACGUACUUGGAUAUGAGUAUCUCCAAUUUCAGUCAAUUAACAGACAAAAAUAAGUAUUUUUCAGAAUUAUUUGAAAGAAUAUUUACUAUUGAAAGAUGCAUAUUAAUAAUUUCACCAUUUAAUUAUAAGAAGAACGAUUGUUGUGUCACAUUCAAACUUCAAUCUAAAGAAGUUCCUAAUAAUAACGUAGAUGAUCAUUCUAAAAUGUUAUUCAGAUUAUUCUGUAUAUUGGAUGAAAUUGAUCGAGAAAUGAGUGGUGUGAAUCAAAAUACUUUUUUGAAUACCCUUUGCCACGAAACUAGUUUCACAAAAUAUAUUUUGCUUUUUGAAGAUAAUCAAAUCUAUAACGAAAUAAUUGGGAAAAUAAAUGAUAAAUUGAACAAUGAAGCUGAAACAGGGCCAAAUCCAUUUGAAAUUAUUCGCCACGUCUUGUAUAUUAAAUUGCUCUUAUUAUAUCCUAUGACAUUCAAAAAUCUGGUGGAAGAAUUAUUAUCAAGAUUAACUACUUUGAUUGAUCAUUUAAAUCAUUUUGAAAGUAAUAGCCUUAAAAUAUCACUUUCAAAUUAUCGAUUAAUUCCUAAUUUGGUACAUAUAAUGAAGAUUGCCUUAUAUUUGAAAGAGUUGAUGUCUACAUUAAAUAAAGAAUUCCAUUCUAACGAGUUGGUACUUCAACCAAACAUAGAUUUUAAUUUAGAGACAUGGAUGUUGAAAUUGAAUGAUGGGUUAAAUUCAAAUGAACGCAUACUUACACAAAGUUUUUCAUUAAAUUUAAAUCAGUUGAUAUCUGCACUAAAUAUUACAUUUCACUCACAAGAACUGGAACUCUCACGAGAUAUUGAAUUACAUGUAAAUAUGUUGAUAUCAACUUUAAAUCAAAGAUUACGUUCAAAUGAAUCAGAAAGUACACAAAAUAUUGAAUCGCAUUUAAAUAAUUUGAGAAAUACAUUAACGCGUGUAUUACCUUCAAAUGAAUCAACAAAUUCACAAAAUAUUGAAUCACAUUUAAAUAAUUUGAGAAAUGGAUUCUUAAACAAAGAGACAUUUAUAUUAGUUAUCAAACCACUUUUAAAUGAUUUGGUAUCUACGUUAAAUGGUUUGGAACUUGAACCAAAUAUUGAAUUACACUUAAACCAAUUAAUAUCUACGAUUAAUAUCUCAUUACAUUCGGAAAGUUUCCAACUUAUAAGUAAUGUUUUAUUAAAUCUAGAUCAGUUGAAAUCUACUUUACAUAUUGCAUUAGAUUCAAAUAAUUUGAUAUCUACAUCUAAAGCUUUAGAAUUGUUGAUCAAUACUUUGAGCAAGUCCCUAGCAAAUCAUUUUGACUUAUGUAAUUAUAUUGAAAGAUUAUAUUCGACUGAUGAGUUACUUAAAGCAAGAUAUCUGAAUAAUGCACGAAAACAAAGAUCUUCACGCAACCAAGAACAACAAGGAUAA